AUGAAAGCAGAACAGAUCUUACAGCGACUGUAUUACGAUCCCAAGACAGGGUAUGGGGGAGUCCAGGCGUUGUAUCGUCAAGUGCGUCAAUUAGGACACAAGAUUACCCUGUCUCAAAUUCGAGAAUGGGUGAAAGCUCAAGAUACCUAUACCUUGCAUAAACCGAUACGGAGGAAAUUCAAGCGACGACAAACACGAGUGACGGAUAUGGAUGAACAAUGGCAAUUAGAUUUAGCCGAUGUCUCCAGCUUGAAACAAGACAAUAAUGGGUAUACGUUUUUAUUAUGUGCCAUUGACGUGCUGUCUAAAUAUGCCUGGGUCGUGCCUUUAAAACAGAAAACGGGGAAAGAAAUGAUACGAGGCUUACGACGGAUUUUUCGAGAGGGACGUCGCCCCGUGCGCAUUCAGUCCGAUCAAGGAAAAGAAUUUACCAAUAAAGAAUUUCGUCAAGCCUUCAAAUCCAUUCAUUUCUUUACGACCCGUAAUGCCGAAACCAAAGCCAGUAUUGUGGAACGUUUUCAACGCACGCUGAAAGCACGUAUGUGGCGGUAUUUUACACGUCAUAAAACACGACGGUAUGUCGAUGUCUUGGCCGAUCUGGUGUAUGGUUACAAUCAUACCUAUCAUCGCAGUAUCCGGCGAGCUCCUGCUCAAGUCAAUGCCAAGAAUGUCUUGACCGUAUGGAAAACCUUGUAUGGAAAACAGAGUGCCGAUACCACGAGUCGCUUGCAAGUGGGGGAUCGUGUACGCAUUAGUAAAGCUAAACGUACGUUUGAAAAAGGAUAUUUACCGAAUUGGACCAAAGAACUGUUUACCAUCUCUAGAAAAGUGCCAGGACGAAACGUCUAUCGCAUUCAAGAUGAUCACGGGGAAGAAUUAGAAGGAACGUUUUACGAGAAGGAAUUACAACAAUUCACCAUGGUUAAGCCACAGUACGCCUGGAAACAAGAGGGGAAGAAAAGUACCUGGUUCUGGGAUAAGCAGAUGUGUUUGAUGCAUUGUAAACAACACAAAGUGUUAGAUCAACCGGUGUACUUGUACAAACGGAUCGUGAUACCUCACGGAUGGUCAGCCUUUAUCAUGAAGACCAAGUAUCAAGAGUUUCGUUGGAAAGUCAAAGCCUUCUGGGGAUUGAUGGGACGACAAGACGAAUCCGAUUGGACCUUAAAUGAGAGUCCUUGGUUUGACCAUUCCGAGGACUGUCUCCGACAUUUUAAAGACAUGAUCAAUGAAGGUUAUGAUGUAGCCGAUUGCUGGGGAACCUGA
This is a messenger RNA of Ostrea edulis (European flat oyster), 1266 nucleotides long. RefSeq lists its product as uncharacterized. NCBI's taxonomy places the organism in Eukaryota, Metazoa, Mollusca, Bivalvia, Ostreida, Ostreidae. Gene Ontology annotation, biological process: DNA integration. Bases 1 to 1266 code for a protein of 421 amino acids. The record is from RefSeq and is a predicted model, not a curated record. The transcript is spliced from 2 exons. Gene Ontology annotation, molecular function: nucleic acid binding.